CGCAAACUCACAAGCGUCCCUGCUGGUGCAGUGGAGUGGGAUGUGCCCUACCCAUUUCCCGAAGGUGAGGGCCCUAAGGCAUAUCACGCUACAUGGGAGCGGGAGCGUGCGAGGCAUCUAAUCACGCAGCUUGUGGAGUCGAUCAAGGCUGCUUUCGAGUCAUCUCCGCUU
Suillus subalutaceus is the source of this 171-nucleotide messenger RNA. RefSeq lists its product as uncharacterized. The record is from RefSeq and is a predicted model, not a curated record. The transcript has a single exon. The annotation marks the transcript as partial. NCBI's taxonomy places the organism in Eukaryota, Fungi, Basidiomycota, Agaricomycetes, Boletales, Suillaceae.